CUGAGCAAACAGCUGAAAAGACCAUAAACCUCUAGCACCGUACUUUUUUUUUUCUAUUGAGAUUGUUCGUCAAAGUUGGACUUCACCAGCUUUAUUUUUAGAACGUGUACUUGAAUUGUUAUGGGGAAUGAGGAAUUGCAAGAAGUAAUGUAAGGGGGUGAAAGGACAUGACUUAACUACUUAUGUUUUUGAAAAGCCAUUGUAUCUGAAAAAAAUUUUCUUGAUUAUUGUCAAUUUAUCAUACUGUUGCGAAUAUAAUAGGAUUUUUAUUAUGAUUUUAAAUGCCCGAACAUCUACACACAGUUUACAGCGUACUGUAAAGUAGAUUUCCACAGGAAAAAUUCUACUUUCCAGACUUAUCCUUAUGAGGCACCUGAAACCCUCCAUAGGAAUGUUGCGAGUUGAUGAAAGAAAGUAAGUCUUCCUUUCCCAAACAUUGACCUCUGCCAGCUUCUCAGCUCACAAAGACAGUUUUGCACCACCCACUGCAGCAGCCUCCAUAAAAGCCCCUCUGGCUCAUCCUGAAUUCACAAAGAAGUAUACUGGAUGAACUUUCGGGAUAUACAGGUCAUUUAAGAUGUAUUUAACAGCAGGAGUUAUCUUUGCUGAAUAACAUAAAACACUGAGAGAAUAUCAGACUAUUUGAGAGCAUGAGGAAGGCAUUCUGCUCUGUGCUUCUCUUUUGGACAGGUGUAAUCUUACUGAGUGGUCUUGGCUGCUUGUGUGAGCAUGAUGGCAAAGUGAGCACAGAAGGCAUUGGACAGUCGAAGACCCCUCACCUGAUCUUCAUCAUGGUGGACGACCAGGGCUACGGAGACACUGGCUAUCACGGCUCUGACAUCCACACUCCUGCUCUGGACCAGCUCGCAGCAGAGGGCGUCAAGCUGGAAAAUUAUUACGUCCAGCCUAUCUGCUCUCCUUCUCGCAGUCAGCUCAUGACAGGACGUUACCAAAUUCACACUGGACUACAGCAUUCGAUCAUCCGACCGCGUCAGCCGCUCUGUUUGCCCCCAGACAUGCCCACUCUGCCCGAGCGCCUGGCUGAGGCUGGAUAUGCCACGCACAUGGUUGGGAAAUGGCACCUGGGAUUCUCCAGGCCAAACUGCCUGCCCACACGGCGCGGAUUUCAGAGCUUCCUGGGAACCCUGACGGGCAGUGGCGACCACUUCUCCUAUCGGAGCUGCGAUGGGGCUGAAGCUUGUGGAUUUGACUUGCAUGAUGGGAACAGACCCGCCUGGGAGAUGAGAGGGAACUACUCUACGCUGCUCUACAUUGAAAGAGUCAAGAAGAUUUUGCAGAGCCACAAUUCCCAAAGGCCACUCUUCCUCUACCUGUCGCUGCAGGCUGCACACACUCCUCUGCAGGCACCAGACCUUUUUCUGCACCACUAUGAUGCGCAGAGCAAUCGUCAAAGGCGUCACUACGCAGCCAUGCUUAGCUGCUUGGAUGAGGGGAUUGCAGAGCUUGUCAAAGAGCUGAAGACUAGCGGUCUCUAUCAAAACUCCGUCUUGAUCUACUCAUCCGAUAACGGAGGACAGCCGCUCUCAGGCGGGAGCAACUGGCCACUGAGAGGAGGGAAGGGGACCUAUUGGGAAGGAGGCAUUCGGGCGGUGGGGUUUGUCCAUAGUCCCCUUUUGAAGAGGAAGGGGAUCGUAAGCAGAGCCCUAAUCCAUGUUUCUGACUGGUAUCCCACAUUACUCUGGCUUGCAGGGACCCUGCAAUCCCCCCACAACAUGGAUGGCCAUAAUGUCUGGGCUAGCAUCAGCGAAGGUUUGCCUUGCCCCCGCACAGAAAUCCUUUUAAACAUUGACCCUGUGUCCAGGAAACCCGGGGAGCCCUACGACAAGGCGCUGGAACUCAAUGGCUUCGGGAUCUGGGACACAGCUGUGAGAGCCGCACUAAGGGUGGGUGACUGGAAGCUUCUGACAGGAAAUGUGGGUGAUGGAGACUGGAUACCACCGCAGGCUCUUCCAGUCGGCCCGGAACGGUGGCAGAAGCUUGAGAAGCGGCGCAACAGGCUGGGGAAGUCGGUGUGGCUGUUCAACGUCAGCGCUGACCCGUACAAGAGGUUCGACCUCGCCGAGGUUCGUCCAGAGGUGGUGAAACAUCUGCUGGCUAGACUGGCGGAGUACAACCACACUGCUGUGAUGGCAAGGAACCCACCCGAUGAUCCUAUGGCUGACCCAGAACUUCAUGGGGGAGUAUGGAGCCCAUGGCUGGGCCUGGAGGGGUGGGGAAGAAACGAGAAAGAUAAAGAUGGAAAAAAGGGGAAGAUUCCAAAGGUUAGGCACUGCAAAUUAUGCAAAUUAAAAGCCCUAUUUAAAAAAGUGGAGUCACGUCUGGAAAGAAAAACCCUUUUCUAGUUGACAAAUGUACACACAGUACAUACCAAAAGAAUUUAGGUUAUUUCAUGUUGAUGUUUGCAAACCUCUGAGAGUUCAGCUGGACUCUCUUUACAAACUGGAGUACUACUGAAUGUUGCUCUGAAUUUUAUUUUGAAUACAAAUUAUUAAAAUGAAUUUGUAAAAAAAAUUUGAAAACCAUCCCAAUAACAUAAAUUCAAAGUCCUGGUUGCAAUGUGACACAGAGUGAACAAGUUCCAGAGGGGCAAAUACUUUAGCAAGACAGAAUUUAUACAUUUUGUAGUUACUGUAAAUAAACAGCAUAUAUGUAUAACAAGUGUUACCAAUUUAUUUGAAAAGUUAAACAGCUAACAUGUUUAGAAGUCAUCUUAGGGACGCUGAAAAGGAAAAUAAAGCCCAGAAUCAGAAAUUCGAGUCCAAUAGAAGGUAAACAGAGAAGAAAGAAAUACAGAGUCUUGAUGAGCAGUAAAAAAAUUUGUAAAAAAUAAAUAAAAUAGCACAAAUCAUAUAAAUGAAAACCCAAACCCGAAUCCUGAAGGUCGUCAGAUAAAAAGACCGACAAGCAGACAUGGCUGCGUGUCUGGCUGAAGACGAUGACUCCUUCUCUGUCCUGCAGCCAAACUCAAGAAACGGUUUGAUUUGUGCAGAUGGAACAGGAGUGGUCGCAUGUGGAUGUGAGGCCUGAUGUGACCUCCUAAUCAUCCAAGAGGAUUUUUUUCAAGCUGACAUGAAGAUACCCACCGGGGGGGCUGCUGUCAAAUGUCAUUUUGUGCUCUUAGUCUUGGAGGUGGGGGGACACAUGCAAGUCUGAUUGCAGUUCUCUCUUUUGGCCUUCAAAGACCUCUGAUCUCUACUUGUCUAUUUAUGGUGGCCCUAAAAGUUCAGCAGCCGAUACAGCCAGACUUUUGUGAAUAUUUACAUGCUUCUAUGUGUUGCAUAAUAAAAAGCACAGAGAGGAUUUUUUUUUCAGUCUGGAGUACUACUCCAGCGUGAAGUAGCCUGUAUUUAGACUAGUAUUUAAUUAGUCUAAAUACAGAAAUAAAUAAAUAAAAAAGUUGUUUCAGAGUUUACCGCGAUAGACACUUCAGGACUUUUAGGUCUGAAAUUUGACUAGGCCAUUCUACCACAUAAGUCUCCUUGGAUUUAAAUCAUUUGAUAUCAAAUUUAAACCCAAAAUUAUUUGCAUGAAAAUUAUUUUCAUUCAACCAGAAUGUGUGG
Molecule: messenger RNA, 3581 nt
Organism: Xiphophorus couchianus (Monterrey platyfish)
Lineage: Eukaryota; Metazoa; Chordata; Actinopteri; Cyprinodontiformes; Poeciliidae
Product: arylsulfatase I
Exons: 3
Coding region: 651-2363 (570 amino acids)
Molecular function (GO): sulfuric ester hydrolase activity
Source: RefSeq, a predicted model, not a curated record